ACGUGUGAGCAUGAGUGCGUGUAUGAGUGCGCGCACGUGUAAACAAUAAUAAGAAAAACCAUGACGGAAACAACGGAUGUGCCAGCAUCUAGACAGAUUUCGCGUCUGGGCAACUGCGAGGUCUGCGCCAGGCAACCGGCGCGCUACGCCUGCCCCAAAUGCGAGGUGAAAACGUGCUGCCUCACUUGCGUGCAGAUCCACAAGCGGGAGCUGGAGUGCGACGGCAAACGGGAUCGCACCAAAUUCAUGCCCAUGAGCGAAAUGACCGAGCGUGAAUUCAUGAGCGACUACUGCUUCCUCGAGGAGUGCACCCGCUAUGCCGAGCAUCGCAAGAAGGACCCGUGCAAACGCUAUACGCAGCAGCAGCGACAGCUGCCUCUGCCACUGUAUCGGCUGCGCAAUGCAGCCGCAGAGCGCGGCACACGUCUGCAAUUCAUGCUGGCCAACUUCAGCCGGCACAAGGAGAACCGCACGUACCUGCACUGGAAGGAGCGCUGCAUCUACUGGCAAGUCGAAUGGCUGUUUGUUCAUAUGGAUAGCGAGACGCCGACACGCUUCGUGGAAAAGCGCUGCAGUGAACAGCAAACACUCGAACAAUUGCUGGAAAAAUAUCUGGAUAUACAGCAUGACUUGGCCAGCAGGCACCGCAAAGUGUUGCAACAUCAUCAGACCGCUGGCAUUGGCGAGCUCAGCCUCUGGCUGCGUGCCGAGGGCGUCAAGCGGAGUGGCCAACGCUGCUACUCCCUCGCAUCCUAUAAGACACUCGGCUCGAACCUGGCGGGCAAGACAAUUGUCGAAUAUCCAACCAUAUAUAUCAGCUACGAACAGCGUCCACCUGCUGGCCUUGAGGCGAUUGAUAGCGAUGAAGAAGAAGAGGAGGCAGCUGGCACUGAUCCGCAACCAACGGCCGCGAAACGUUCCAAGACUGAGGCAGCUGAUCCAACUGAGCCAGCUGAGCCACCAGAGCCAGAAGAGCCAGAAAAGCCAAAGAAGCAGCUGCCCGAGCUCUUGGACCUUUACUCAUUGGCAGAUAGCUUUGGCGUCGACGACUCCCCGGAGAGCAGCAGCAGCAGCAGCAGCGACGACGAGCAGCUUAGUGUUAAUGAAAAUGUAGACAAUUAAUUAAUAAGCAAACAGUUUAAACAAUUAGCAUAAGAUUAAGUUAACUUUGUGGACGACUUACAAAAUGUUGCAAAAUUCAUGCAGAAACAGUUAUACAAAUUUCGUCACUAACCUAAAACGAAUGUUGUGAAAGGAGUGACAAAUAGAAAAUACCCUGUUUAACAUUAUUAUACACAUAAUAUAAAUAUUGUACAAUAGAUUUAUUUUUAUAAAUCUAUUCUGUAAA
Messenger RNA from Drosophila mojavensis, 1348 nucleotides. RefSeq names its product box C/D snoRNA protein 1. Lineage: Eukaryota; Metazoa; Arthropoda; Insecta; Diptera; Drosophilidae. The coding region runs from base 61 to 1122 and encodes 353 amino acids. The record is from RefSeq and is a predicted model, not a curated record. The transcript is spliced from 3 exons. Gene Ontology annotation, cellular component: nucleus; pre-snoRNP complex. Gene Ontology annotation, biological process: box C/D snoRNP assembly; maturation of LSU-rRNA from tricistronic rRNA transcript (SSU-rRNA, 5.8S rRNA, LSU-rRNA); snoRNA localization.